Molecule: messenger RNA, 1173 nt
Organism: Candidula unifasciata
Lineage: Eukaryota; Metazoa; Mollusca; Gastropoda; Stylommatophora; Geomitridae
Source: the annotation of a GenBank genome assembly
AUGCUGUCCAUUUUUGUGAUUGCAAUUCAAGGAUUCCAGUGUCCAUACCAGGUGCACAAGAUCCCAGAUGCAUUUCACCAUCUACGCACACUCAAAUACCUAAGUAUUGUAAACAGCCGAGUUGACGACUGGAAUCCAAACGCUAUGGCUAACAUUGGAGCAACAGUACAGACACUGACUUUGGAAAAUGAUGGCCUGACCAACUGGCCAUUGUGGGUUCAGUAUUUUACCCAGUUGACCCAGUUAAGCAUAACUGGAAGUUUAAUUUCUGCUAUUCCUGAUGAUGGAUUAGAUAAAUUAGCCAGCAAGUUGGAGAGACUGAUGCUCAAUAAUAACAAGCUAACAGAAGUGCCAAAGACACUUUCCAACAUGUCCGCUUUACGAUUGUUAACACUGGAUUAUAACCAAAUAGUUAACAUCACAUGGCUACCUAAAUUCAGCAUGAUAACAUUUCUAUCGCUGAGCUCAAACAACAUAGCCGAUGGUAACAUGGUGAGCAAUGCUCUCAAGCCGUAUGCAGGAUCAUUGACGGAUGUGCAUUUUAAUGAUAACAAAUUAACUUACAUACCCGAUUUUGGUUUGUUGACAGGCGUUACUGAGUUUAAUUUAACGAGUAAUGAAAUCGUCGAUCCCUUUUCUGGGACUCUGCCUCCAAACGUGAUAUAUGUAUACUUCGGGCACAACCAAUUCUCACUCAUCCCUCGUCUGUUUCUGAAUGCCAAGUCUGUAUCGGAUUUAUUCAUGCCAUCCAACAAAGUAACGAUGCUUGAUGCCAUGUACAUCCCUUCGUGGACAUCAGCAAUAGAGAUGGGUUUCAACCUCAUAUCGGAGUUAACAGACACGAGUUUCCCAGCAGGUUCAAAAUUACAGUUUCUGCGUUUAAAUAAUAAUCCGAUUGUAAAGAUAUCCAAUCAGGCAUUUGCUAAUCUUCAGCAUCUGGCAGAACUGGGUCUACAGCAAACGAGACUGACCCGGCUUCCUUUGGCCCUUGGAUCACUGACCGGUAUUGUUACGGUUGAUGUGUCAGGGUCAACAAGUCUUGUGUGUACUUGCUUGGAGAGCAGUCUGCGGUCUUGGAUUCUUACGCAGGAUUCAGAAAACUUCAUUGGCAACUGUGGUCAAAUGUCUGUUUAUGAAUUUUUUCACAAUCUUAGUCUGGGAUGUCCUGUUUAA